This is a messenger RNA of Anopheles aquasalis, 883 nucleotides long. It is a transcript of the gene Prosbeta1, whose product is annotated as proteasome beta1 subunit. The record is from RefSeq and is a predicted model, not a curated record. Lineage: Eukaryota; Metazoa; Arthropoda; Insecta; Diptera; Culicidae. Gene Ontology annotation, cellular component: cytoplasm; proteasome core complex. Gene Ontology annotation, molecular function: threonine-type endopeptidase activity.
CAUAAACAAAGCGCGACGAACCGUGAUUCUUCGUUUUUCGGAAUUUUCAUCAAGAAUUCGUCUACAGCUUUAAUUCCGCUCCCUCACGCACUUGCAAAAUGGACUCGGAUUGCUCAAACGACUGGCGUAAUGCCCACCACAGCACUGGUACCACGAUCAUGGCUGUGGAGUUCGAUGGAGGCGUUGUGAUUGGAGCUGACUCGCGUACCAGUACGGGCACUUAUGUGGCGAACCGUGUCACCGAUAAGCUGACCAAGCUGACGGACAAAAUCUACUGCUGCCGUUCCGGAUCGGCCGCCGAUACUCAGGCAAUCGCUGACAUCGUUGCCUACUCGCUCGACUACCAUGAGAAUCAAACGGGAGAGGAACCGUUGGUGGAGGACGCCGCGAACGAGUUCCGGAAGUAUUGUUACGAGUAUCGCAGUUCGCUCGUAGCGGGUAUUAUCGUGGCCGGCUGGGACCGGAAGCACGGCGGCCAGGUGUAUUCCAUUCCCCUAGGAGGCAUGCAAAUCCGCCAGAGCGUCACGAUUGGUGGUUCCGGCAGUUCGUACAUUUACGGCUUCGUGAAGGAGAAUUAUCGCGAAGGUAUGGCCCGCGACGAGUGUGUCGAGUUCGUGAAGAAGGCGGUGUUCCAUGCGAUGUACCACGAUGGUAGCUCCGGAGGCGUCUGCCGUAUUGGAAUCAUCACGAAGGAUGGUGUCGAGCGGCAGGUGUUCUUCGCACCUCGGGACUACGAGAAUGUUCCACCACGUGCCGCUGUCGGACCGAGUGUCUCGGUUCAGGCUUAAUAGGUGUCGCAGAAUCCAUUCUUUUAAUUUUGCUUCGUAAUAUUCGGGAGUCUUUUCUGGUUCGAAAUACAAACAUAAAUCCUAUAAAACCUCUU